This is a messenger RNA of Dendrobium catenatum, 828 nucleotides long. RefSeq lists its product as uncharacterized. The transcript has 2 exons. Lineage: Eukaryota; Viridiplantae; Streptophyta; Magnoliopsida; Asparagales; Orchidaceae. The record is from RefSeq and is a predicted model, not a curated record. Bases 1 to 828 code for a protein of 275 amino acids.
AUGGAGGAGGUCGAUCGCCGGCACAUUGCCGAUGAUUCUCCGAUGAAGGCUUGCAGAGAUCCUGCGGAUGGUGUAGGAAACAUUGCUUUGAUUAAACAUCAAGGUGCUUUGGUUAUUAGAGAAGGAGCUGUUCCAUUGCCUCAAAAAAAAAUCUACGUGGAAGGGAAAGGUAAGGCUGUUUCAUACCUGGGAGAUCAGGUAACUCCUAAAAACGUGAAAUCUGCAUUAAAUACAUCUGAUAUUUCGGCAUCUUCUUCGGGAAUGAAGAUUUUUGUUAGUCGAUUUGCGAAUUCGAAUGAAAUCCCUGGACUUGUUAACGUGUCUGUUGAUUUGCCUAAAUCAACGAUCUCUAAUGGACCUUGGAGUAGAAAGACUUAUAUCAAUUUGGAUUUCAAAGUAGAUGAUUUGAUUUUGUCUGAUGAUGUGAAAGCUGUUAAACCGAAUUCAGAAUUGGAGGAAUCAAAUGCUAAUAAAUUAUCCAAAUCUUUGGUUCUCAAAGUAUUUGGUAAAGAUACUCCUCCUCAAAUGGUGGCAUGGGAAUUAAGGAAACAAUGGAAGCAAUUUGGUCAAUUCCAUUUUACUAUCCUAGGAGGUGGUUGGUUCUUAUGUUCUUUUUCUACAGAGGAAAUGGUUAUAGCUGUGCUUUCGGGAGGUCCAUGGUUUGUGAAUGAUCAUAUUAUUGGUAUGGAGAAGUGGUCUCCGGAAUUCAACUCCUCUUCAACUAAGGGUCUUUCUUCUCCAAUAUGGAUUAGAUUGCCUCAUUUACCGCUUCAAUGCUGGGAUGAAAAGAAUGUUGCUUGUAUUGCCUCAAGAGUUGGAAAACCCUAA